This is a messenger RNA of Echinococcus granulosus, 1296 nucleotides long. RefSeq names its product Membrane-associated guanylate kinase, WW and PDZ domain-containing protein 3. Gene Ontology annotation, cellular component: cytoplasm. NCBI's taxonomy places the organism in Eukaryota, Metazoa, Platyhelminthes, Cestoda, Cyclophyllidea, Taeniidae. The record is from RefSeq and is a predicted model, not a curated record. The transcript has 4 exons. Gene Ontology annotation, biological process: signal transduction. Bases 1 to 1296 code for a protein of 431 amino acids. Gene Ontology annotation, molecular function: protein binding.
AUGGCAACGCCCAUGAUUUCGGCUCGUGUUCCCGACGAAAGUCAACUAAAGGCUAUUUCGCACUUGGACAAAACUGCAUCAUGGGAUUCCAACAUCUACGAGGUGCUCCUCUCAGCAGCCUCCACCGAGAAAUCAGUACCUUUCCCCAUUGAAGGUGGUUCCGACUCCGGCCUUUUUUGUACCGUCGGCAAUACCAUCAAUCCAGCCCAACUGAUCUACCACCCAAUCAUAUCAUCCUCUUCCACCUCCCCUAAAAGGACGCCUUCAAUUCUCCGACCUGGGGAUGUGAUUCUCGAAAUUGGAGAAUACCAAAUCUCGGGAUUUACACGCCUGGACGCCAUCAGACUUUGCAAGACUCUCUUCCACGCCAACUCAAAUGGAGAACGGCCUCGUAUUCUCCUCAAGUUGAUCUCCCCCUCUGCGAUUCCUUCUGGAAGUGCACAACUCAACCGUUUCCUCUCAGCCCAAUUUCACAUUGGAACACCCGAGUUUCUUCUACAGGAGGUUACUCGAAACAACAUUUAUCAGCGUGUUGUUCCAUGCACAACACGAGAACCGAGACCAGAGGAAAGGGACGGUGUGGACUAUCAAUUUCUUGGAGUUGAGCGUUUUUUGGCUCUGGAGAAGUCUGGUCAGCUACUUGAAAGUGGCAUGUACAAAGGCAACCAUUACGGCACUCCACGACCGGAUGCAAAUGCCACGGCGUUCCACGUAGAGACGAAGGCGAAGGACAGCGCUGGUGGCGAUCACUCCGCCGCUUCUCCCGAACUGACGCGUACAGCCGAGGAGCCGCUACAACAACAACAGCAGCAGCAGCAGAGAGAUCUGAGUUCAAUAGCAUUACCAAACGGCUGGGAGGUGAUUGAUCACCCAGAGUAUGGUCUGUUCUACGUAGACCACAUCCAUCAGAAGACGCAGUACGAGCCCCCCACGGAGGCCGAUUUCGAAGAGGCAGCACGUCUCCAGGCGGCGGGUAGUUCUGCCCCCUCUAUCACUUCCACCGACAACAUCAGCAGCAACGGUAGUAGCGGCAAAAACAACCAUCAGAAUCACCAAACUUCGUCCUCCGACACUUCUGACAAGUUUACCGAUGAUGCCACCCAGGUUCGGGGUCCCCUAGUGACCUCGGUCUUAGUGAAGGGAUCGAAGGGCUUUGGUUUCACCAUCAUUGGAGGGUCUAGUCCUGGUCAACCCAGAUUUCUACAAGUACGUGGAUCUCCGACCUUCUGCCUUGCACUCCAAUCAUUCCUUUAUCCUCCUAGUUGGUGCGACAUUGGACAGCUCGCAUUUUUAUAG